Messenger RNA from Euleptes europaea (tarantolino), 589 nucleotides. It is a transcript of the gene JAGN1, whose product is annotated as jagunal homolog 1. The transcript has 2 exons. NCBI's taxonomy places the organism in Eukaryota, Metazoa, Chordata, Lepidosauria, Squamata, Sphaerodactylidae. Gene Ontology annotation, cellular component: endoplasmic reticulum membrane. Gene Ontology annotation, biological process: vesicle-mediated transport; granulocyte colony-stimulating factor signaling pathway; endoplasmic reticulum organization. The coding region runs from base 27 to 578 and encodes 183 amino acids. The record is from RefSeq and is a predicted model, not a curated record.
CGCCUGCCUUCCGCCCUUCGGUGAAGAUGGCUGCCCGCGCGGGGCCCCGAGCCGCGGGGACCGACGGCAGCGAUUUCCGACACCGGGAGCGCGUGGCCGAGCAUUACCAGAUGAGUGUGUCCCUCAAGUCUGAGAUUAAGAAGUUGAUCUACAUGCAAGUGGCGCUGUGGCUGCUGGUGGCGGCGCAGAUGUGCGUCGCCCACUUCAAGUGGCUGCCCCACGACCAGGUGGCCAUGCCCUACCAGUGGGAGUACCCGUACUUGCUGAGCAUCAUCCCUUCGCUGUUCGGCCUCCUCUCCUUUCCCCGGAACAACAUCAGUUACCUGGUGCUCUCCAUGAUCAGCACGGGCCUCUUCUCGAUAGCGCCUCUCAUCUACGGCAGCAUGGAGAUGUUCCCGAUGGCCCAGCAGCUCUACCGCCACGGCAAGGCCUACCGCUUCAUCUUUGGCUUCUCCGCUGUCUCGGUGAUGUACUUGCUGGUCGUGAUCGCCGUGCAGGUUCACGGCUGGCAGCUCUACUACAGCAAGAAGCUGCUGGACUCCUGGUUCACCAGCACGCAGGAGAAGAAGAAGAAGUGAAGAAAUGGCCC